CUUGAAGGCGUCCCUCGCCCUCCUCCGCCACCUCGUCACUCGAAGCGUAUACCCUUGCCAUCUAAAAGACAUUCCUCGUCUCUUGAGGCUCGAGGGGGCAUCUCACCACGACGGCAACGCUCACCGGGAGGCCGGAAGAGACUACCCACUGCUGCACCGAAGGCCACCCCCCAGACACCUCCCAAGACGUGCCCCGUCUCUGCGCUGGAAAAGAUCGCCACCGUCGUUCCGUCAGAGGCCAUGGAAGAGCCCAGGCGUAACCCAAAACGCAAGGCCAGCGAGGCUACUGAGCGUAUUGCCGACCACGACCCCUGGGACGUACUGUUAGAGGAAGCCCACAAACCUCUGACCGAAGAAGACCUGGAAGAAUGGGAGGGCUGGAUAGAAUUGGAGUCUGAUCCUGCCUUCUUUAGCACUAUUCUCCACGAACUGGGCGUACGAAACGUCAAAGCACAAGAAAUGUUUACAACUUCCGAGGAAUCGGUAGCUACUCUACCAAAGCCUAUAUUUGGCAUGAUAUUCUUGUUCAGAUAUGGAUCAGUUUCAAAUGAGACACAACACGGCGAUGCUGCGGGGGAUGAUGUAUGGUUCGCAAACCAGACUACCAGCAAUGCUUGCGCCACUGUCGCCCUGCUCAAUACCGUCAUGAACUCGCCCGAGAUGGACAUCGGCAACAAGCUCAGGGAAUUCAAGGAAAAAACCAAGGAACUCAGCACGCCCCUUCGCGGGUACCAGCUCAGUUCCAGCCCGUUUAUACGCAAAAUUCACAACUCUUUUUCCCGCAGGAUGGACCAGCUCAACGAGGACCUUUUUCUGGAGAAUAUGUCCAGCAAUGGGAUCGGUGCCAAAAGGUCAAGGAACAGCAGGGCUCAAAAGAAGGGCAGAAGAAGAAAAGGGAGUGGCCAAGAUCCCCCUUUUCACUUUGUCGCCUAUGUUCCUGUCAACGGCCAGGUCUGGGAGCUCGAUGGGCUCAAGAAGAAACCCAGCGUUAUCGGCCCCAUAAAGUCAAAAGACUGGACUGAGGUCGCGCGCAACCACAUCCAGACAGUAAUGACAGAACGCCAAGAUGACCAGUUCGCAUUCAACCUACUAGCCCUGUGCCAGAACCCUCUGGCAUCGCACGCAUGCAAGAUUUCGCAGCACCUCAAGAUCCUACAGACUCUCCGCGAGUCGAUACAAUCCGAACCUGAACUGUCAGGAAAUGUCAGUACGACAGACAGCAAUGCCCUCUUGGACAAAGUUGCAGACGAAGGACUCUUGGAAUUCGAACUCACAACAGCUGAUGUCGAGAAUGUGGAGAUAACCGAAACGUACAAGCGUGACAUGGAAGAGGCAUUGGGAAAUGCCGAGAGCGUGCAGAAGCUACACGACUCUCUCGUCGUCAUGACCAAGGCUUCCAUGGGGGAGUACCGAGCAGAGCUGUCAUCUGCGGCCGAGGAAGAACUGCGCGUUAAGGAACGCAAGAAUGACUACGGCGCUGUACUUCAGAAAUGGGUCUCAAAGUUGGCUGAGAAGGGAGUGUUGGAAGACAUGAUUGCUGACAGUAGGUAG
Geosmithia morbida is the source of this 1551-nucleotide messenger RNA. Its product is annotated as ubiquitin carboxyl-terminal hydrolase L5. Gene Ontology annotation, cellular component: cytoplasm. NCBI's taxonomy places the organism in Eukaryota, Fungi, Ascomycota, Sordariomycetes, Hypocreales, Bionectriaceae. The record is from RefSeq and is a predicted model, not a curated record. Gene Ontology annotation, molecular function: cysteine-type deubiquitinase activity. The transcript has 5 exons. Gene Ontology annotation, biological process: protein deubiquitination; ubiquitin-dependent protein catabolic process. The annotation marks the transcript as partial.